GGCGGGGCGCGGCGCCGGCAGGUUUCUCGGCGUUCCGCGGCGGCGGCGGCAGCGGCGACGGCGACAUGGAGAGCGGGGCCUACGGCGCGGCCAAGGCGGGCGGCUCCUUCGACCUGCGGCGCUUCCUGACGCAGCCGCAGGUGGUGACGCGCGCCGUGUGCCUGGUCUUCGCCUUGAUUGUGUUCUCCUGCAUCUAUGGCGAGGGCUACAGCAACACCCACCAGUCUAAGCAGAUGUACUGCGUGUUUAACCACAACGAGGACGCCUGCCGCUACGGCAGUGCCAUCGGGGUGCUGGCCUUCCUGGCCUCAGCCUUCUUCUUGGUGGUCGAUGCGUAUUUCCCCCAGAUCAGCAGCGCCACUGACCGCAAGUACCUGGUCAUUGGUGACCUGCUCUUCUCAGCUCUCUGGACCUUCCUGUGGUUUGUUGGCUUCUGCUUCCUCACCAACCAGUGGGCGGUCACCAACCCAGCGGACGUGCUGGUGGGGGCCAGCUCCGCGAGGGCGGCCAUCACCUUCAGCUUCUUUUCCAUCUUCUCCUGGGUAGGUGGGCCAGGGGCCGGUUCUUGGGUAAAGGGUGGUGGAAGGUGGGGUCCCCUACCCACCUGUACCUGUGUGCUCCCCCUGCAGGGUGCACUGGCCUUCCUGGCCUACCAGCGCUACAAGGCUGGCGUAGAUGACUUCAUCCAGAACUACGUUGACCCUACCCCAGACCCCAGCACUGCCUAUGCCUCCUACCCAAGUGCAUCUGUGGACAACUACCAACAGCCACCCUUCACCCAGAAUGUGGAGAGCACCGAGGGCUACCAGCCGCCCCCUGUGUACUGAGGUGGCCUGGGUGGGCGGUGGGGUAGAGAGGGCCCUUCCCUCUGCCCUGAAUGUUCCCAAGAGCCUCCUGGACCUGCCAGCCCCUCUCCUUGGCGUGUCACGUCCUGUGCAGCUGACACACAGCUAAGGAACCUCCCUGCCUGGGGGGCUGGCAGAGCCACACCCCAAGUGCCUGCGCCCAGGGCUUCAGUCAGUCACUCAUUCCUCCAGGGCACUUUUAGGAAAGAGUUUUUAGCUAGUGUUUCUCCUUGCAUUUAAUGACCCCAGCCCCGCCUGGAGUGGCUAGAAGCCAGCAGGCACCCACAUGCUACUGACCAGUGCCUUAGCUUUCCCCCAGCCCAGGUCAGGCUGUGGGAGCCACUGUUAUCUGUGUUCUCUGCCAAAGACUCUUGGGGGGCCUUACACCUGCCCUGUGCAUCGGGGCUGGGCCAGGCUCCUGCGUCCUCACUCAGGUUUGCUCCCACUAUGCCCACUGCUGUAUGAUCUGGGGGCCAGCACCCUGGGCCAGUGGCCACUGGGCUGCCCCCCACGGUGUGGGGCAGGGCUAGUGCACACAGCACUUCCUCCUUGCUCCCACCCCUGGCAGCAGGGAAGGGCUUUGCCUGACAACACCCAGCUUUAUGUAAAUAUUCUGCAGUUGUUACUUAGGAAGCAUGGGGAGGGCAGGGGUGUCCCAUGCCCCAUGGCUCCCACUCUGUGCCGAAUGUAUUAUAAAGCCUUGGGGGCGACGCCCGGCCCUGGGAUGCUGUUUGGAGAAGGAAUAAAUGUUUUCUCAUUCAGU
Molecule: messenger RNA, 1608 nt
Organism: Cebus imitator (Panamanian white-faced capuchin)
Lineage: Eukaryota; Metazoa; Chordata; Mammalia; Primates; Cebidae
Gene: SYNGR2
Product: synaptogyrin 2
Exons: 3
Coding region: 66-827 (253 amino acids)
Cellular component (GO): neuromuscular junction; synaptic vesicle membrane
Source: RefSeq, a predicted model, not a curated record